UCAAAUGUCCGGCUUGGGGAAGCUACGCGUGGCUGUUAUAGGGGCCGGUGCUGCGGGAUUGUGCGCGGCCCGUCAUCUUCUCUCUCGCCCUGACACUUUUGCGCCACCUGUAGUGUAUGAACUCACCAAGAACAUUGGAGGAACCUGGGUCUACGAGGAAAGAGUGGGAUAUUACGACGAUGGCUUACCCAUUCACAGCAGCAUGUACAGGGACUUAAGAACCAAUAUUCCGAAGGAGGUGAUGUCUUUCCCCGAUUUUCCUUUUGCAAAGCAUCUCCCCUCUUUUGUCCAUCACACCGAAGUGAGGAAAUAUCUUGAGCAGUAUUGUCAUCAUUUUCGCCUGUGGGACCACAUAAAGUUUGGCACCAUGGUGGCCUCAGUGACUCCAGAGGAAGUAAAGGAUGGUUGGAAUGGGAUGGCUUGGAAUGUCACCACGAAUGAUGGCCUAGACCACAGCAAAUCCACAACGGAGAGAUUUGAUGCCGUAAUGGUGUGUAAUGGUCAUUUUUAUGACCCCUACAUCCCUGCUAUUCCUGGACUGGAAAAAUACAAAGGGACCCUGAUGCACAGUCAUGAUUACCGAAAUGCUGAACCUUUUGUGGGAAAAUCUGUGGUCGUCCUGGGAGCUGGUCUCUCUGGGCUGGAUAUUGCAAUGGAGCUCUCCAAUGUUGAUGCUAAGGUGUUUCUCAGUCAUGGACAGCGCCCUUUGACAUGCCCUCUUCCUUCAGGAGUCCAGCAGGCUCCUCCAGUAAAGUCUGUGCUAGAUGAUGGCUCUCUAGAGUUCAAAGAUGGGAAGAGGGCCAAGCCAGAGGUGUUCCUAAUGUGUACAGGCUACAACUUCACCUUUCCUUUUCUGGACGAGAAAGUGGGUGUAAGAGUCCAGGAGCACUUAGUCUGGCCACUUUACAAGUUCCUAAUACCUCCGGCCUACCCAUCACUCUUUAUAGUGGGCAUCUGCAGGGCCAUAUGCCCUUUCCCACAUUUCCACAUUCAGUCUCAGUUUGUCAUGUCAGUGUUAGAUGGUUCAUUCACCCUUCCAACACGCGAGGAGAUGGAGAAGGACAUCGAUUUGGACAUUGCCGCCCGUCGUGCCCGUGGGAUUGCCACCCGCCAUAUCCUUAAACUGGACUCUGAGCAAUGGGCCUAUAAUGACGAGCUCGCCCAACUUGGAGGUUUCCAGCCCCUCCCUCGUUAUUGGAGCAACCUGUAUGAAUCCAACAAGGUGUUUCGUGCCCGAGACAUGCUUAAUUACAAGACCAAUAAAUUCACUGUCCUCAAUAACACAGAGUGGAUGGUGCACAAUUUGCAUGGCCAGCAGUUAGAGAAGCCUCUGGCUGUUAAAAAGCAAAUUUAAGCUGUGAUUAAAAAAUACUCAUUGUCAUUAUGGUGCUAACAGGCAUGUGCCAAUGUAGCAUGUAAUAUUAGCAUAUAACAAAUUCAUCAGUAUUGUUCUUGUUUUACAUUUUUUAAGAUGUAAAACCAUACUAUUCUAUUUUUAUAACAAAGUUUCUCAAUUAAAAUAUCUAAAUGAAAUAUUGUACAAUUAUAAUCCUGUUAUUGGUAACAGGCACUCACUAAGUGUAGAAUAAGCUGCUUGUACAAUAAAUCCUUUAUUAAAUAAUAAA
Misgurnus anguillicaudatus (oriental weatherfish) is the source of this 1625-nucleotide messenger RNA. RefSeq lists its product as uncharacterized. NCBI's taxonomy places the organism in Eukaryota, Metazoa, Chordata, Actinopteri, Cypriniformes, Cobitidae. Gene Ontology annotation, molecular function: flavin adenine dinucleotide binding; N,N-dimethylaniline monooxygenase activity; NADP binding. The record is from RefSeq and is a predicted model, not a curated record.